This is a messenger RNA of Phaeodactylum tricornutum CCAP 1055/1, 990 nucleotides long. RefSeq lists its product with no specific name. Lineage: Eukaryota; Bacillariophyta; Bacillariophyceae; Surirellales; Neidiaceae. The record is from RefSeq and is a predicted model, not a curated record. The transcript has a single exon. The coding region runs from base 63 to 917 and encodes 284 amino acids.
GACAGCGUGCGAACAAGUAGACACUGGUGCGCUCACAUUCAACGCGUGUGGUUUGGAACAGAAUGAGAUCACUGUGUUACUUGUGGCUUUUGGUACUUUGGCUACUUCCGGUAGUGCAGGGGGAAGGGGAUCCAGAGAUUGACUUUAUGCUCCUCGGCGUCAGUGGAACUCUGCAGGACGGCUUCGAACUCCGCCAUCGACUAAAUUACCGUCAUCCGCAAACCCAAAUGGACUAUCCCGCCCAAUUCGUCGGCACGGCUCUCGUCCCCGGUUACAAGGCGUACCUGGAUGUCAAGGAUAAAGGCUUUCGCGAGUACCGGGAAGCCAAUCCUCCCACCGUGCCAAACGCCGUAGUAAUGCCCACAGGCUGCGCGGCGCACGCCAACAUCUACCACGUUUUCUUUGUGCCCACACCUGUCCUUCUCAACGUAUUGGCCGGUGAACCACGCUUUCUGAGCAUCACACCCGAUACCGGUCUGGUGGACUUGCAAGCCGACGAGACCAGCGACACGGUCCGCCGGGUGGCGCGGUCCGUCAUCAAGGCGCAGCACAAACGGGACGACUCCCGUGUCGCGAUUCCGCUCGUCACGGGCGUAUGGUUCCACGACACUUUCGUCGAAUCUCCUCCCGUGUACGUCCGUGACGGUACCAAGGUGACCUCCUUUGACGGGGGACUGGCUGUUUGGGCGGGUGUGGAGCGGGAGGACCUCGUGGACGCGGACGCGACGGCCUGGGCCAACGUUCACACCAAAAUUCGUCAGUCGGAACGGCAAGCCCCGAAAGGGAUUCGACCAGGAACGUGCCGACAGAUCCGUUUCGGAGUGAGUGACGAACAAGCGCGUCUAAAUUUUCCGUUUACGUCUGCACAAGUGGAGGCUCUCCUCGCUCCCAACGACUCGGAACACUCCGAGCUCUAAGUGGACGAGGCCGGGGUAGGACGACACCUUUUUGCAUAACAAAGUAUAUCUUAGGAAUUGCAUCAACAUACGU